Camponotus floridanus (Florida carpenter ant) is the source of this 1362-nucleotide messenger RNA. Its product is annotated as choline O-acetyltransferase. The coding region runs from base 1 to 1362 and encodes 453 amino acids. Gene Ontology annotation, biological process: neuromuscular synaptic transmission; acetylcholine biosynthetic process. Gene Ontology annotation, molecular function: choline O-acetyltransferase activity. NCBI's taxonomy places the organism in Eukaryota, Metazoa, Arthropoda, Insecta, Hymenoptera, Formicidae. Gene Ontology annotation, cellular component: cytoplasm; neuron projection. The transcript has 9 exons. The record is from RefSeq and is a predicted model, not a curated record.
AUGAUGCGCGGUGUAGGCUCGUCUCGUAAAGGUGUCCUCGAUGGUGCGAUGAGAGUGCGCAGAAUCCGGGGUAACGAUUGCAGGCAGGAGAGCACCGGAGGCGGCCAUAGCACGCAGGCGACAGAUUGGUGGCUAAAUGACAUGUACCUGUCCAUCCCACUGGCUCUGCCGAUCAACAGCAACCCCGGCGUGGCCGCGAAGCCGAAGAGAUUUGCAAACCAGCAGGAAGCUGCGGUAUUUCUCGCGCGAUUUCUCUCCGAGCUGCUUAAUUAUCAGGAAUUACUCGACAGAUCCGGAUUGGAAGUUGAACGUGUGAAGUCCAAGGACGGUAAAACCAUGCAACCGCUUUGCAUGGCGCAGCAUUAUCAAAUGUUUCGGAUUUAUCGACGACCCGGUGUGAACGUCGACGAGCAAAUUAUCCUGGAUAGAGCGUCCUCCGGCGACCAUAUUAUUGUCGCGCAUCAUAAUCAGUUUUAUAGUGUGCCGGUAAGAGCGUCCGAUCGAGGUCGCAUCACCGAAGUCGAAUUGGUCCAACAAUUAUUAAAGAUCAUGGAAACUAAGGCCGAUCCCAGAACACCGCCCGUUGGAAUUCUCACGACCGCGAAACGACCAGCCUGGGCGAAGGCGCGGGAGGAGCUGAUAAAAAACGAGCGCAAUCGUCACAAUCUGGAGCUGUUGGAGCGCUGUCUAUGCGUCGUUUGCAUCGACGACGAUGUGCUGCCAACCACGUUUAACAAUCCCAUGAAGAAGGAGGACCGAUGGAUUGGCGAUCGAGAUUACGCGAACGUGCUUCAUCACGCUCUUCACGGCGGAGGGUCCCGACACUUGGGCGCGAAUCGUUGGUUCGACAAGACCUUCCACGCUAUUCUCGGCAAGGAUGGAAUGUGGGGAUUAACGUACGAGCAUUCCGCUGGUGAGGCACCAGCCAUCUUCAAAGCUUUCGAGGACUUGACCGAGAAAGUGGACUCUAUGUCACCACCGGAUGAGAAUCUAGUACCCUCGCAUCUUCCGGCGCCCGAGAAACUGGAAUGGUGCCUCACCGAGCAAAGUCUGAACGACAUCAGAGAAGCUAUGAUAAACUUUGAUGCACUGGUUGAAGAUUUGGAUCUUUGUAUUUUGUGGUUCGAAGAUUAUUCCAAAGACUUCAUAAAAUCAUGCAGAGUUAGUCCCGAUGCGUAUAUACAAUUGGCGCUUCAGCUGACGUAUUUCAGACUCCAUGGGAAAUUAGUGGCCACUUACGAGAGCGCUGGCAUCCGAAGGUUCGCGUUAGGUCGAGUGGACUGCAUCCGGGCAGCCAGUCCGGAAGCUCUCGCGUGGGCGAAGGCCAUGUGUCAGGGUGAUCCUCACGGUCAAACGAUGUAA